AUGCGGGAGGCACGGUUCAGGGACCACUUCUGGAGUACGGAUCUGACGAGCACAGUUGGCUACGACAGCAUCAUUCAACAUCUGAAUGAUGGCAGGAAGAACUGCAAAGAGUUUGAAGACUUUUUGAAGGAAAGGGCAAUUAUAGAAGAAAAAUAUGGCAAAGAGCUCAUUAACUUGUCGAAGAAGAAGCCCUGUGGGCAGAUAGAGCUGAACACGCUGAAGAGAUCCCUGGAUGUUUUCAAGCAACAGGUAGACAAUGUGGGACAAGGUCACAUCCAGCUGGCGCAAACCCUUCGGGAGGAAGCAAAGAAAAUGGAGGACUUCAGGGAAAAGCAAAAACUGCAUCGGAAAAAGAUAGAGCUGAUAAUGGAGGCGAUUCACAAAAACAGGAAUUUGCAGUACAAGAAGACGAUGGAGGCCAAGCGGCUCUACGAGCAGCGCUGCAGGGAUAAGGACGAAGCGGAACAGGCUGUGCACCGCAACGCAAACCUGGUGACGCAGAAGCAGCAGGAGAAGCUGUUCCUGAAGCUGGCUCAGACAAAAUCAGCUCUGGAGGACUCUGACAGGAGUUACCAGCAGAGCGUUACCACACUGGAGAAGAUCCGGGAAGAAUGGCAGAAAGAGCACAUCAAAGCUUGCGAGUUCUUUGAGACUCAGGAGUGCGAGCGCAUCAACUACUUCCGCAAUGCCCUCUGGCUUCAUGUCAACCAGCUCUCCCAGGACUGCGUCCAGAAUGACGAGAAAUACGAGGAAAUCCGCAAGAGUUUAGAAAUGUGCAGCAUUGAGAAGGAUAUUGAUUUUUUUGUAAAUUUACGCAAAACUGGAAAUUUGGCCCCAGCUCCUGUUGUUUAUGAAAACUACUAUAAUACACAGAGAAAUGCAACUCCUGUGAGAAGUCCGGUUCCUGUACCUAUAUCAAGGAGGGGACCUCUACCCACCCCGACCAGCGCGCCAGGUGAGCCCGAUUACGCCACAGUUGACGGCUACAGCUUGAUACAUCACUAACAGCCACAGUUCUCCAGGCAGAAGACACUGUUGGUUUGGCCA
Gymnogyps californianus (California condor) is the source of this 1047-nucleotide messenger RNA. It is a transcript of the gene PSTPIP2, whose product is annotated as proline-serine-threonine phosphatase interacting protein 2. NCBI's taxonomy places the organism in Eukaryota, Metazoa, Chordata, Aves, Accipitriformes, Cathartidae. Gene Ontology annotation, molecular function: actin filament binding. Gene Ontology annotation, biological process: actin filament polymerization. Gene Ontology annotation, cellular component: plasma membrane; actin filament; cytoplasm. Bases 1 to 1005 code for a protein of 334 amino acids. The record is from RefSeq and is a predicted model, not a curated record. The transcript is spliced from 15 exons.